Nematolebias whitei (Rio pearlfish) is the source of this 665-nucleotide messenger RNA. Its product is annotated as cleavage and polyadenylation specificity factor subunit 3-like. Lineage: Eukaryota; Metazoa; Chordata; Actinopteri; Cyprinodontiformes; Rivulidae. The coding region runs from base 1 to 570 and encodes 189 amino acids. The record is from RefSeq and is a predicted model, not a curated record. The transcript is spliced from 7 exons.
AUGUACCAUUCUGCUCGACUUUUGUUGCAGCUUGACUACACGGAUCUGUCGGUCGGCACCGUGACCCAGACUCAGGCCAUCCCGUUCACCGGACCCAUCUCCCUGCUGGUCAGCCAGCUGAGGAACCUGGCAGGUGACGUGCAGCAGGUGGAGGGGGCAGAGAAAAUCACCGUGAGGAUCUUUGACAGCGUCACUCUGGUUCAUGAAGCCGGCAUGGUGAUGCUGGAGUGGCUCGCCAACCCGCUCAACGACAUGUACGCCGACGCCAUCACCACCGUGGUCCUGGAGGUCCAGUCCAACCCGAACGCUCAGAAGUUUCUGGAGGGCCGGAAGGAGGCCUUCGACAUGGAGGUGUUCCUGGAUCGCCUGGAGCUCAUGCUGCACGACAUGUUCGGAGACGACUGCGUACAUUUCAAAGACAGCACAAACUUGUGUGUGACGGUGGGCGGAGCUACAGCGACAGUUGACCCCGAGAAGAGAGAAGUCACGUGUCCAGAAGACGAGACUUUACGAGAGAUGCUCGAAGUCUCCGUCCAGCGGCUCUACGACGCCCUCACGCCCAGCUUCUGACCGCGCCGGCUUCACCAGGAAGUUCAGCUGUUUUUCUUUACAACUAAAUGUCAAAACUUUGAUUUUUAUAAAAUUAAAUAAAUGUUUGAUUAAAA